Molecule: messenger RNA, 1432 nt
Organism: Toxoplasma gondii ME49
Lineage: Eukaryota; Apicomplexa; Conoidasida; Eucoccidiorida; Sarcocystidae
Exons: 2
Coding region: 576-1259 (227 amino acids)
Source: RefSeq, a predicted model, not a curated record
AGACAAAGAAACAUUCGAGAGUUUACUGGGUUUUCUACAACUUUCUUCUCUGCACGAUUUCCAAGAGUUUCACUGUUAACAUCCUCGAUUUUUUGUCUUUGCACAGGCGCGGUGGGCGGCAUAAAGACAGAACCAUGAACAACCACCGCGAAUUUCGUUCGGGUAUCACUAUCGGAUGAGGACGCUGGUCGAUGAAAGCAGAACAGUUCAUCUGAUGAAUUGUCUGUUCACCUGUUCCAAGAAAUAUCGUCAGGAUUUGGAUUAAAUUCCUCGUUGUCUUGAACACUUUCUCGUGGCUGAGUAGACUGCAACAAGAAAGUCUCACACUGGAACUAUUUUUCUCGUGUGAUCCCUUGUCUUCAAACCGCCCACCAGGUUGCUCCGUCUCUGUUGCCUUUCAUUUCCCUGUGCUUGUUGUGAGAUGCUCCACGUUGCGGGCUCCCGUCUACGCUAGGAGUUUCGUAGGGAAGCACACGUCAGCGUGGCAGGAAAACAGGCACCCCGACACGCGGGACGAACGGAGAGGAGCCCCUUCCAGAAUCUUUCUCUGAAUCCGUUUUUCCUUUUCCACAAAAAUGUCGGCGGCCGUUGAUGCUCAAGCUGUUCCUCUGGGAGGCCAACGAGUUCCUGCGGGCAUGGAAGACCAUGCUGACUGGCGCAACUUUCCUGUUGUUGCAAAAACUUCGGAGCCCGAGGACCUCGGCGUUGCGUAUGCCAGCGUGCUGAAGCUCCGAAGUGAACUGGGAGAAAUCAAAAAGCUCCUCACAGCCGUAGCUCCCGCGGUCAAGAAUCUCAUCUUCGCAUCAGAUGGCGGCAAUGAAGAGGAGGCGUCGAGUGCUAAGAACCAGAUGGAGGAGCAACUGCAAGAAGUUGAGAAACGAGUAGAAAUCGUCCGUACUGACAUGGCUGCUGAAGCCUUGAAGGGUGCCGCCACGAAUCGUGCUGAGGGAUGGUUGUCCGAGUCAACGGAAGAAAAAGUAAAGAGUGGGACCGAGAAGGCGGCCCAGCUGGCAAAAGAUGUUAUGGCAGACAGUGCUGAGCUCUGCCGGAAAUGUCUCGAUGGACCGUCCCCCAGCGCCAAAGACAGAUUUGGAGACUUCAAUCUGAAGCUAAACAGUUACACGCGUAAACUCUUUUCCGAACAGGGCAGACUGAUGGACGUGUUGAAGGCAAUCCGGAAAGAGAGAAACCAACGUCAAACCCAAUUGUCUCAGCCGUCCGAAGACGCGCCAGAUGAUCAGGCGGCCCUGCCGAACUAGAAGCGGUGCAUCCGUAUUCUGUAUGCGUAGAAACGAAAUGCAUCGACAGACUUGUUUCAUACAUAUCCAUGAUAUUAGUAUAUAUUCAUGGUGUGUGUAUACAUGGACUUAUUGUAUAGAUGUUUUAUCGUUUUAGAACAAUCGUUUGGCUCUUGUUAAUCUUCUGAACUGGG